AUGGGAACAGAACAGAAACUCGCCUGGAAUCCGGACAAUAUACGCGAUGUCGCGGAAUCAGUUGGCAUAUCGGUAUUGAAUGAAGACGCAGUGCGGGCGUUAUGUCAAGAAGUAGAAUAUCGGUUUGGCCAAGUCAUAAUAGAAGCAACACGAUUUAUGCAUCAGGCAAAGCGGACGGUUUUGAGUACACAAGAUAUAUCACAAGCAUUAAGGGUAUUGGAUGUGGAACCUCUAUAUGGCUACGAAUCUACGAGGCCUCUGCGAUUCGGAGAAGCUUCCUUAGGUCCUGGCCAGCCGCUCUACUAUAUUGAAGAUGAGGAAGUGGAUUUUGAGAAGCUCAUAAAUGCGCCUUUACCCAAAGUCCCACGAGAUAUGUCUUUCACUGCGCAUUGGCUCGCUGUCGAGGGUGUCCAACCGUCUAUACCUCAAAACCCCACUACAGGAGAAGCGAGGGCUGGGGAACUUGUACCAAAGGGACCCGGAGCAAACCCAAGUCUUGCAGCUUUGGCUGGCAAUGACAAUGUUGCUUUCAAACCGCUGGUAAAGCAUGUGCUCUCCAAGGAGCUGAUAUUGUUCUUCGACAAAAUUCGAGCAGCUAUCUUAGACGACGACCCAGAUCCGGAGGUUGUAUCGUUACGCGCUUCGGCAUUUGCGAGCGUGCGCGCAGAUCCUGGGUUACAUCAGCUUGUUCCAUACUUCGUCCAGUUUAUCUCGGAGAAGGUCACCCACUCUCUUAACAAUACAUUCGUCCUACGCCAGAUGAUGGAACUAGCCACGGCCAUGAUCAACAAUCCAUCCCUCUUCAUCAAUCCUUAUGUCACCGCUCUCGUGCCUCCGGUUCUCACAUGCUUAGUCGGACGGAAUCUCGGACCAGAACCGGCGAACAAUCUUCAGGAACAAUAUCAACUUCGUGAUCACGCUGCCUCGCUUAUAGGCCAAAUAUCAAAGAAAUAUGCAGAAUCGAGCAUGCAGCUUAGGCCAAGGCUUACUAGAACCUGUCUUAAAUACUUCCUUGAUCCUUCUCGUACCCUUGGAGAACACUAUGGAGCUAUAAAUGGGCUAUCGACUAUCGGUGGGCCUGAGGUCAUUCGCUCAAUCUUGCUUCCAAAUGUGAAGCCCUUCGAAUAUGUCCUCACAAAAGCUAUCAAUGAGCAUGGCGAAGCAGACGAGAACGUUCGCAUGGUGAUUGCUGCCCUCGUCAAAGCCAUAACAGCUAUUGGCGACUCCGAUAUCUACCUCGCGAAUGGUAUGAAUGGUAUCCAGGACAGCGAAGGAACUGAAAUUGAAGAGUAUCUUGGGCCCGUAGUCGGCAAACGAAUUGCGCUGCUGAACGAUCACAGGCUCAAUAAAGCUAUCUUAGAGUCCAAGGAGAAGAAUGGUACAAAAUGA
Glarea lozoyensis ATCC 20868 is the source of this 1389-nucleotide messenger RNA. Its product is annotated as Histone-fold containing protein. The record is from RefSeq and is a predicted model, not a curated record. Gene Ontology annotation, biological process: transcription initiation at RNA polymerase II promoter; RNA polymerase II preinitiation complex assembly. Bases 1 to 1389 code for a protein of 462 amino acids. Gene Ontology annotation, molecular function: RNA polymerase II general transcription initiation factor activity; protein heterodimerization activity; transcription coactivator activity. Gene Ontology annotation, cellular component: SLIK (SAGA-like) complex; transcription factor TFIID complex; SAGA complex. NCBI's taxonomy places the organism in Eukaryota, Fungi, Ascomycota, Leotiomycetes, Helotiales, Helotiaceae. The transcript has 2 exons.